Molecule: messenger RNA, 940 nt
Organism: Pungitius pungitius (ninespine stickleback)
Lineage: Eukaryota; Metazoa; Chordata; Actinopteri; Perciformes; Gasterosteidae
Gene: gcsha
Product: glycine cleavage system protein H (aminomethyl carrier), a
Exons: 5
Coding region: 113-640 (175 amino acids)
Biological process (GO): protein lipoylation; glycine decarboxylation via glycine cleavage system
Cellular component (GO): glycine cleavage complex; cytoplasm; mitochondrion
Source: RefSeq, a predicted model, not a curated record
GUGGGGGCGCCAGCUGCUGAUCAACCUCAAAGAAGUGGAAGACGAAGAAGAAGAUCCGCUGAAAUGCAAAUCCGAGAAGAAGAAUUCGGUCUGUCAUCAAUACGCGACAAAGAUGGCCGCCUGUGGGCUGUUCCGCUCCCUCUCUUCCAACUUUUUCACAGUUCUGCCUGUACUUACCCGCUCGGCAACACUUUCCCCGUUGCGGCUGGCUUCGCAACCUUACUUCGAAAGGACACUAGCCACUUCCUGUCGUUUAACAGCAGCACUUAAAUUCACAGACAAGCACGAAUGGAUCCGAGUAGAAGAUGACGGAAUUGGGACUGUCGGUAUCAGCAAGUUUGCUCAAGAGGCUCUGGGAGAUGUAGUUUACUGUGGACUGCCAGAAGUGGGAACGCAGCUGGUCCAGCAAGAUGAGUUUGGAGCUCUGGAAAGUGUGAAGGCUGCCAGUGAGCUUUAUUCCCCUUUGACUGGAGAAGUUGUAGAGGUUAAUACACUACUGGCCGACAAUCCUGGUCUGGUGAACAAAUCUUGCUACGAUGAUGGUUGGCUGAUGAAGAUGACCAUUGGCAACCCUACAGAGCUUGAUACUCUAAUGGAUGAAGCAGCCUAUGAGAGAUAUAUCCGCUCUAUCGAGGACUAAUCCAACCCAUCCUAGCAAGUGCUACGCGCUCUUACAAUCCUGGCAGGAAGAUCCACAAGUUGUGCCUGUGUCAGCUAUGAUGAAAUGCUUAGCACCCACCAGUGGAUCUCCAGAAAGCUGACCAAUGUAAUGCUGUGAACAUUAGAAAUCCCUCUAUCAUCUACUGCUUAAGACUGACUUUAAAAAAAGCACUUUGGUCUUCAAUUAUCAAUCAUAAUGUUGGUCGAUACUGCAUGCAUGACCGAUACAUUGUGGAUGUGGUACCUUUUUUUUAUUAGAAAAUAAACAAUUCCUGAGACA